Molecule: messenger RNA, 2571 nt
Organism: Bolinopsis microptera
Lineage: Eukaryota; Metazoa; Ctenophora; Tentaculata; Lobata; Bolinopsidae
Product: SCO-spondin-like
Exons: 15
Coding region: 38-2224 (728 amino acids)
Cellular component (GO): extracellular matrix
Molecular function (GO): protein binding
Source: RefSeq, a predicted model, not a curated record
AGCACAGAGGGCAAAUAAAUUACACUUUUAGGUAAACAUGCUUGCUUUGUGUUGUGUUGUGUUGUUUUCAAGCUGGAGAUUGACAACCUGUCAAACACGUGAUAAGGUUGAAGAGAACAGGGUGAAGUGUUCAACAGCUAGUCUUUUUACUCAAUGUAAACAUCAAGCCAUCUGUUCUAGGUACACAGACGACCUGCUCACAGUGUGCCAGCUUCUGAAGAGCCUGAACAUCCCUACUCCCUCCGCUACUGAGGACAUUAACUUUGGAGCAGCUAGAACCGUCUCCUUUUCUACUCAGACCCUCCCUCUGACAUCUACUGAGUUCUUUAAUAAGGAUAAGAGCAGCCAGACGACAGCUAGUCCUAAAUACGAAUACAGUGCGUUCACUAAAGCGCUGGACGUCGGCCGGAAUACCGGCCGGAAUACAGAUACCUUCAGCAACGAGGUAGUGAUAAACGAUGGUAACAGAGACGUGGAUAUAAUCCCUGGACUGAGGGUAGCUGCCAUUAUAACUGAUCCCCCGGUUAAUAUUACGGUUCCUCCUGGCUCAACUGCAAUGUUCAGCUGUAAGUCACAAGGAGCCCCGGCCCCCCUGACUACAAUAACACUGCGAUCAGACGGAGUGAACAGAGCGGUUCCAGAGAUGAUCGGAGGAGAGAGAGUUACUGUGGUAUCAGUAAUACAAGAGUUUGAAGAGGUCAACCAACAAAACGAAGGAUGGUACAGGUGUCUUGCUUCUAACGCGUGGGGUGAUGACUUCCAGGACGCUUACCUCAGAGUCCUGGAUCUGUGUAAAGAUGUGAACUGUGGAGCUGGUCAGACUUGUCAAGCUGACUAUGUUACUGGUACGACGGAGUGCGUGUGUCCGGAGUGCCAAAAUACUGAAUACAGUCCGGUGUGCGGAUCAGAUUGUAGGAGCUUCUACAAUCCCUGUCACGUGACACAAGAAAACUGCAGGGAGGGAACUAAUGUCACUGUGGUUUCUUAUGAUGGUUUCUGCCCGAGGACGGCGAGGCCCAGUCUUCAAGUCAACGCGGGAAGUCAACUAUUUUACUCAGUAGGAGAGACUCUGAGACUGACUUGUUCAGUGUCAGAGUCCGCUGUUCCUACUCCUGAGCUGUACUGGACCAGGACUUCUGAAGACGGUACUGUUGCUAGGGUGUCCUCGAGGUCCGUACUCCGUGUCACCUCGCUCAGCUCACGUGACAAAGGGAGAUACAGGUGUGAAGCUAGACAGUGUGAGAGAGAGUACCGGAGUCAGGAAGUGGUAGUGGAAGUGGAGGAGGAGGUCACACCUACUCCCACAUUCCGGCCUGAUAACCUGGAGUCUAGGAAACGGGUGUGUACAGUAUUUGGAGACCCCCACCUCAUCACAUUUGAUGGGUUUACGUACGACUUCAUGGGAGAGUGCACUUAUGUUCUCGCUAUGGACUGUCAGUUUGCUGGGUGGUUGGUCUACGGUAAAAUGGAUAAAUGUUCUGCAACUAGUGCUCGUGGUUCCUGCCUGAGUUCGAUAACAUUAUUCUCGGGCGGAUCAGCAGUGGAGCUACAGCGAGGCUGGGUAAUCAACCUCGGAGGAGAGAAGAUGAACAUCACUCUCGAUCAGACUGUUAGGAACGGGCCCAUGACCAUCUCAUUUGAUGGAAGAAAUCUGAGGGUCAAACUUGAUGCUUCAAAUGUUGAGGUGGUUUGGGACGGUUUAGUUUCAGUUCACAUCUUGGCUCCUGCUGAGGCUACUACGUGUGGGCUGUGCGGUAAUAACGACCUGGAACCAGAUAACGAUCUACUGGGAAGAAGAGGAGUGACGGGUGAUGAAGUGGUGGUUGGGGAUAGUUGGGCCGUAGACAGAUCCAACAAAUGUGAGAAGAACAUCCCAAAUGUCAACAAAAAGUGCUCUUUCAGCAGCAGGAAACAAGCUAAACAGAGAUGCCAGAAAGCGUUCCGAGCAGCAGGACUAGAAGAGUGCGGAGUAGAAAAGGAGCCGUUUAUUGAGGGCUGUGUGGUGGACGUGUGUGCUCAGAUAUGGUUAACUGACAAACUCUCCCCUCAGUGUAUUGCUGUGGGAACCUACGUUCAGAGAUGUGAUAUCGAGGGUGUAAAGAUCUACAACUGGGAGGAUAGUAUUGGAUGCCCUAGACUCUACCAGAAGCAAGACAUUACUCUGGAUGAGGGCUGCCCACAAAAUAUUGAACAGCUUCUACGGCGCAAAAAAUUGACCUCGUAAAGAUUCAAUUCAAGGAAAUUUUAAACAACUGAUGUUUGAAAAAGAAAAUGUUUCCAUUUUAGAAUAAAAAGUGCAACUUCAAUCUGCGUGUAUGAUUACACAGGAUUACACAGGAUCUUACAAGCAGACUUUUAUAGUAAAUUAUUUAUUUCAGAAGAUUUAUCAUUUUAUUAGAAUCAGAUUUGGGGUUUGGGUGUUGAUACAAUGACUUAAUGUAAAUCGUUGUCAAAUUUCUAAAUAAAGCAGAAACAUCUAUAUGCAUCCGACAAAUGAGCAAAACAUUCUCUGUUUUGACUGAAUUUUUCUUGAAUGACCACCAUACAAGGUCACUGAGGAUGGUACAAGAC